CAACUAGAAACUUUGCCGUGGGCAGUGCAGAUACACAUGAUUCACUUGCAUAGUUUUGUAAGGUAGUAGCUGGACGCCAUCAUGGUGAAAGUGUUAUUUGCAUGUAUUCUGUUUGUUCUUUUGUCACAGUCUGUAUGUAACGCCGGAUCAUCUGUAAUAUAUACUGAUAACGGUGCCAAUGAUCAGACACUUAUUUACAGUUCUCUUCCCAAAUGGGAGAGAAGAGAAAUGCAGCAAGAAAUCCUGACUUUGUUGGGUCUUCACCAUCGGCCCAAACCCAAGAAUCACCGUAAGCACAACUCAGCGCCACAGUAUCUGAUCGAUCUCUACAAGUCCUUUCUUGACGAAGAGAGCGGAAACUUAAAAGUUGAUCCCGGGAAACUCAAGUCUGAUGGACAGUUGUUCACUCAAGAUGGACUUCGUGCAAUUAAUGAUUCAGACCUAAUAAUGAGUUUCGAGAACAGGAUCCAUCAUCGCUCUCCUCAUCUCCGUCACGAAAGACAUAGAAGGUUUUGGUUUGAUGUCAGUGAGGUGUCACCAGAACAGGAUAUCAUGAAAGCUGAGUUACGGCUUUUCCUGGAUAUUAGCCAGAACCACCACAAAGAGUUUGAGAAUUACACCUUGAAUCUAUCCUUUUUAACAGAAGGGUCAUCUUUUGGGGAAAUUAAAAGUACUGUUGUGGAGACUAAGAAAAUCUCACAUGCAAAAAGUGGAUGGUUAGUGUUCAAUGUGACAGAGCCUAUGGUCAGUUGGGUGGCUUUUCCAGACAAAAACUUAGGGUUGUAUCUAGAUAUGAAAGUUGCUGGUUUAGUAAAUAGCAUAGAUCGGGACAUUGAUCCACAUGAAGUAGGAAUUGUAGGAGCUGAUGGUAAAGAGAAUCGACAGCCUUUUAUGGUUUCAUUUUUUAAGACACCAACUAAUCUGAAUAUAAGACAAAGACGUUCUCCAAGGAGAAGAACCAGCAACCGAGAUCAGCAGAACUGGAGUCCUUAUACUAACACAGGUAUUCCCUUUCACUAUCCAUCCAAACGCAGCUGUCAAAAGAGAACCCUUUUUGUAAGUUUCAGUGAUCUUGGAUGGCAGGACUGGAUAAUUGCUCCUGAUGGUUAUGCAGCAUCCUACUGUCAAGGUGAAUGUGCCUUUCCUCUGAACACCCCCAUGAAUGCCACCAAUCAUGCAAUUGUGCAGACAUUAGUCCAUUUGAUGGACCCAACAAAGGUUCCUCAACCAUGUUGUGCCCCAACAGACUUGUCCCAGAUCAGUAUGCUGUACUUUGACGACAAUCAAAAUGUUGUGCUGAAAAAGUAUCCCAAUAUGGCUGUCAAGUCAUGUGGCUGUCAUUAAUAGCACCAAAAAUUUUUUUUUUCGUUUAUGAAAUUCAAGUCUUGUGGAUACCAUUAAUAACACCAUACUUUGUCUUUAUAUUGCUAUCAAGUCUUAUGGAUAUCUGUAGGAAUAUCAAGUUUAAACUCCAUAUGACUGUAAAGUCUUGUGAACAAAAAAUUUUGAUAAACUCUGUACUGAUGGUAAUGCUCAGGUGUAUGUAAAAGCUUCCCUUUAUUGAAAACUUAAAAUAUUUAUUUCAUCUUUUAAAGGCUAUAAAAAUGUCAUAUUUUCAUCUAUGAAACUGUGAUUAAUAGGUUUCGUGUACAAUAUUAGCCAGGGUGAGAAAUAAAAAAGAAAAAAAGAGAGACCUUAGCUCAGUAAUUGUCUUCCAUAUUGGAUAAUCAAAUUAACCCCAACAAAAAUAUCAUCCGUAGGGUUAAUCACACUAGUACAUAUCCCAGCUUCUUAAUUACUCUUCUUAUAGGAGUUACUUAAAUCACCUUACACAUCACAACUUGUUAAUACCUCUUCUUAUAGGAUGAGCAUUGUACACCCAAAGACCAUUAGCUUAGUAAUACCAUUCCCUUUAGAAUGAAAGCAAUAACACACCCACUACCUAAUGCUGUUAAACUUUUUCCUACAUUUGUCACUUCACGUGUAUCCCACAUUAAUACCUCCUCCCAUAGGGUUACCUUCACAAAAAUCUCAGCUCAGUAAUAUUUUUUGCUAUAAGAUCAAAACAAACUCAUUGAUCCAAGCUCAAUAUGUUUUUCUUUGUACAGGAUUCUCAUUAACCUUCACACAUGUACCUUUUCAGUAAUACCUCCUUUUUCACAAACAGUAAUAACCCACUUAUAGACUUCAACUCUUAAUAGCUCCCUUUACAGAAUGAACACUGAUAUUAACCUACCCAAAUGUCCCAGCUAUGUGAUAUGUUUACAGCAUGUGAAUCACACACUACUUCCCCAAAUAUAAGUUUAAUUAUACAACAAUGUUGAAUGCAAAAUGUUCCACUAAACCACUAAAAAUGUUGUAAAUAAAGUUAUAUUUACAGGUAAGUUAACUCAUCUGAAACUAAAAGAAAUCACUGCAAGGAAUAACAUAAAUCAAAUUUAUGUGAUACCACAAAAUAUUCCAUACAAUUUAAACUGUGGGUGCAUUAUAAAAUUGGCAGUAGAUCCCUUAGCAUGGAUGAUGGGUGGUAGGGUGCUGCUGACUGGCUGCCUUUCCUCUGGUUUAUUGUAGAAAAUUAGAAACAGCAGCAGAUAGCCCUAAUAGAUUUGUCAUAAAUACAAAAAAUAUUUGAAAAUCAUUAUUUUCAGAAAAUCAUAUGUGUACGUGUGCCCCAAAAAAAUAUAAUUUAAGAUUUAUUGCCAGUUUAAAUUUUAAUUCUAAAUUCUGUUUGCUCAGAUUUAUAUUAAUUCUUUUUUAAUUACUUCUCUAUUUCAUAGCUACUAAUUAAAUGUCACCUGGAUAGGUUGAUGCUUUGUGUUCGUAUGGUGAUGUACAGUCAUUACUUACAUGUUAUUAAGUCAUGUGUCUGUUGUGAUGUAGACAACAGUUGGAAUUUAAUGCUUUAGUUUAAGCAAAUAUUUCAUGCUAGUAUUUUGAACUUGUAAUAAAACUGUGGUUCAGAAAUCAACAGAAAAUACACUGUUGAUGUCAUGUUUAAAAUAUAUCUGUGUUCCAAGUUACUUUUCUAACCUCCUACCGAUUGGUUUUGGCACAAUUAUACAACUCACUGUGAUUGUUUACAGUCUGGAGUCAAAUUAUGCAAAAUCUGAUUUCUGGCUAACACACUACUGCAUUUACAAGAGAAAGAUAAAAUAGUGUGUGCUACUUUUGAGGAAUAUAAAGAUUUUAGUGGUAUAUUUGACACUGUGCCAUUAUUUUCAUUGUUUGUGUAACCCUUUUUGCUUGUAAUAUCAUUGUGCAGCAGCAAUUAAUAAUGUAUUUUUGGAUUUCAUUUUGUGUUAUUCAUGUGAAAAAAAAGGCGAAGUUGUAUAUGUCAUCCGUUUUUCAUUUUUAAUAACCAAGAAGAGAGGAGUGUAAAAUAAUGAAGUUGAUAUCGUGACAUCAGUUUCAUAUAGCAUAUUAAAUGUAUAUUAAAAUGUUGUUAUUCAUACUUUUGUUAGAUAGCAGCAUUGAAACUGUUAUGAGAAUAAAAUCAUGUAUUAUCUGUUUGCUAGAAACACAGAGAUGUGUGUGUGAAAUAAUUUUGACUAUUGUACUAGUUUCAUGUUCUGGGUUACCUGUGUACUAGUUAUAUAGAGAUUAAUCAAAUAAUAAUGUGCCUUCAGUUUCAUAUUUUUUAUUGUGUGCUAGUAACACAGAAUAAAAUGUGAAAUAACACUGAUUAGAUCCUGUCGUUCAUUUUGUAUUCUGUAUGGAAAUAAUAUUGAUGAUAACAUGUCAUCACUUUCAUAUUCCCUAUUAUAUGUGUACUAGUAACACAAAACCAGUUUCAAAAGGUUAUGUUUAUAUUGUGCUUGGAGGUUUUGCUCAUUCUACCCUUUUGAAAGCAACAAGUGACUGGAGUAAGAGGAUCAUGUUGAUAGUGUAUACUUCGGAUGUAUUUACUGUGUUAUCUGUAUACUGAUACAGUAGGGAUUAGUUAUUUGUGUGAGAAUAACAGGUUAUACAAUAAAAGUGAAUAGAACAAGAAGGGUUAUUAUGAACAGUAGGUGUUAAAUAAACUAUAUUUUAACUAUUGUCAAUAUUGGUGAAAUUUAGAAGAAUAAGACAACAUACUUGUUUUCAUUAUUAGUAUAUCAUCUUGUAUUUAUAUAAUUAAACAUAUUAAAGUCUGACAAUAUUCAAA
Molecule: messenger RNA, 4147 nt
Organism: Limulus polyphemus (Atlantic horseshoe crab)
Lineage: Eukaryota; Metazoa; Arthropoda; Merostomata; Xiphosura; Limulidae
Product: bone morphogenetic protein 7-like
Exons: 6
Coding region: 82-1344 (420 amino acids)
Biological process (GO): SMAD protein signal transduction
Cellular component (GO): extracellular region
Molecular function (GO): growth factor activity; cytokine activity
Source: RefSeq, a predicted model, not a curated record